AUGACAACUGCGUCAACACCCAUCUCUACCUCUACCUCAGAAACUGAAGAACAAAUAUCCACGUUAGCUGAUGUGGUCAAAAAGUACAAAACGAACGAGCUUAUCGAAUUUUUGCGAAGGCAAGAAGACUUGGAGCUUGACGAUGAUGACUUGAAAAUUAUCUGCAAGCGAAAAAUUACGGGUCAUGCUUUUUCUCAAUAUGACCAAAAAAGAGUUUAUGGAAGCUGGGUUGUCUUACUUGGGAGCUUAGGCAUGGUCGAAAGAAUCACCGGUAAAGCACUUGUUCUAGAACCUCAGUUCGAUCACUCUAUUAGUAAAGUAAGGAGUAAGAAAGUAAGAAACCAUCGGUUGAGUCAAUAUUGCUGGAAAGAAAGGUGA
Messenger RNA from Ambispora gerdemannii, 378 nucleotides. The record is from the annotation of a GenBank genome assembly. Lineage: Eukaryota; Fungi; Glomeromycota; Glomeromycetes; Archaeosporales; Ambisporaceae.